AUGGUGACGACUUCUGGGAAGCAGCAGCUACUCACUGCCCGCUUCUUGAAAGAGAGCAACGUGCCUGUUAUGUGCACGGGAGAUGAAGUCUUCGAGUACAUGCGUCGUGUGAUAGCGGAGAGUCGGUGUACUGGUAAGUCGCUCGAGCUUGAUCUUCGCAUCGGUGGCCUCCAGAAUGGCCACCCAAGGCUUUACUCUGUCGCAGUGGAGCUGUUACGUCGCCUAGCGGCUAUAAGCGAGUCGGAUUUCGGGGCAGCAUCAAGGCGUCAAAAGUAUGAAGUGUACCUCGUAAAUCCAUAUCGCAAUCGAGCGAACAGGCAGUGGAGCUCGACGUACAUGCGUCAUGAGCUAAGACCUUUGAUGGAGCGUGUGAAAGAUGCAUUCAUCACUUCAUAUGGCUUCGCCAAGUUCGACGUGCUUAUUCUCAGCUGGAGUUCGGAGCACUUCAACGACGACAUGUUCUCGUACACGGUCGAUGAAGGCGACCCCUAUGAUGACCCCCACAACGACUUCCCUCUGUGUCGCGCCAAUCUUCUCAGUGUGCUGUUCGAGUAA
This is a messenger RNA of Phytophthora infestans T30-4, 555 nucleotides long. RefSeq lists its product as uncharacterized. NCBI's taxonomy places the organism in Eukaryota, Oomycota, Peronosporomycetes, Peronosporales, Peronosporaceae. The coding region runs from base 1 to 555 and encodes 184 amino acids. The record is from RefSeq and is a predicted model, not a curated record. The transcript is spliced from 3 exons.